Messenger RNA from Pangasianodon hypophthalmus (striped catfish), 13910 nucleotides. RefSeq names its product retinoid X receptor, alpha a (gene rxraa). Gene Ontology annotation, biological process: negative regulation of transcription by RNA polymerase II; positive regulation of transcription by RNA polymerase II; cell differentiation. Gene Ontology annotation, cellular component: RNA polymerase II transcription regulator complex; nucleus. Gene Ontology annotation, molecular function: zinc ion binding; retinoic acid-responsive element binding; nuclear steroid receptor activity. The transcript has 10 exons. NCBI's taxonomy places the organism in Eukaryota, Metazoa, Chordata, Actinopteri, Siluriformes, Pangasiidae. Bases 7305 to 8774 code for a protein of 489 amino acids. The record is from RefSeq and is a predicted model, not a curated record.
CUUUCUAUCUUAUUCUUUCAUUCACUUUGUCAUUUAUUGUGUCUCUAUUUUGGAUUAUGUGCCAUCUUAAUCUCUCCUUGACCACUUUUCUCUUUCAUACUCCAUCUCUCUCUUGGCUCUCUCUUUCAUACUCUGUCCAUCUGUCUCUGGCGGUCUGAAACACCUGAAAUCCCACUCUCGGGGCUCGGGAGCGUAAUUAGACGUGACAGACCAAGCUUUUAGGAACAUGUUCACUCUCCACCACUCAGUCCUGUCUCAGUGCGCCUGUGUGUCACACUCUCAGCUGCAGUAUGUCCUCCUUGUCCUCGUCCUGUCGUCAUCAGCACUUCUGUCCUAUCCGUGAUGGAGUGGACUGUGUUCUUUCCAUCCCUGCAGCCAUGUGGCUUUUGGACGUACAGAGGACAGGCGUUGUGAAGUGAGGAUUAGGACAUGGCUCAUCUGAUGGUGUUUUUUUUUUUUUUUAAACGUCUCCAUGUCCUUCUGAUCUACAUUAGGACAGGAAACUCAUCUUGAUGUCCUGUCAGAAUAAAUUUCACUGUUUGAGUGCUAUUUGAAUUUUUAUGUAUUGGAAGGGCAAAAAUACAGAUUUGACUGAUUUAAGAUCCCUGGUAUACUUUUUUAGUCAGUUUUUCUGGUUUUUUUUUUUUUUUUUAAAGUAAAUAACCCUUGUUUUUGUUGACGCAGGAAAGCAGCUUUGAAUAAAUGCAUGUCAUUUAUGGAAUAAUUUAUUUUCAUAUUUAAAAAAAAUAUGUAUCAGUUUUUUUAAAUUAAUCUGUAAAAUCAAACCAUGAUGAAUUUAUGAAAAGUCUAUUAUAUAUAAGUAAGUUAUAUAAGAGGCAGAACCUCAGUAGUGUAGAAUCUAUUAUAUAUGCCCAACCUUAAGUCAAUUAAAAUGUAAAAACGUGCUGUAUCAGGAACAUGAAAUCAUUAGUGUGGGAAAAUAAAUUUAUAAAACAAAUCUAAAAGAUUUAAAAUGUAAGGUAGAAUUUCGGAUACUUUGCUUAAGAACGAGAUAUAAUUUUCACCUUAUGUGGUUUAUGAAAGAGACAGACACACAGAGAGAAAGAGGUAUAGAGAAAGACAAAGAGUGAGACAGAAAGAGAGAGAGAGAAGGGACUAAGAGGGACAGAGACAGAGAGAUAGAGAGAGGGAGGGUGUUUUAAAGAGGAAGAGAGAUGUUCACUGUGUUAGAUUUUGCUUUUAUACGGCGAGGACCCUGGAGACCUCUGACUGAUGAUGAUGAAGAUGAAGAUGAUGAUGAUGGUGGUGAUGGUGGCAGAGCUAAUAAUAUCACCAUCUUCUUUUCUGUAAUGAAUAUGUAUCAGGUCACAGAUGAUUUAUCCAUCAUAGAGGCAUUCCAUCGUGUUUACGCGAGCUUCUGAUGGAACUUCAUCAAGCUUCUGCUUGUGGGGUCCUGCUGUAAUUUAUGUGCACAAAUGUGUGUGUGUGUGUGUGUUGUGGAUCUUAUUAUUCAUAAGCACUCCCCUUUCUUUAAUGCUGAUUGUUUGUCUUGGAAGCGGCAGCAUCCCUUUGGGUUUCGUAUUGUUGUUUGCUUGUUGGGCGCCAAAGGGAGAACGCUGGGAGAGGAUCCCAGCUAUGAUUUCCCCAUCACGCACACACACACCACACACACGCACAUACAGCACAUGAGGCAUGUGCUGGCCCCCUGUUGCGGUCCACGCGCUCCCUCUCGGCCCGCUAGACCUCUUCCUGCUGCACGUACACACAUAGUUUCCCAGAGUUGCCUUCGAUAUACUGUCCAGCCCCAGGAGUCCGCUCUACUCCGUUUUAUUUUUUUUUUUCACUCGGACGCCCUGAAGUUUUUUUUAAAACGCUAGCCAUUUGCGUUUCAUUACCGAGACCUUGAACAGAACAAAAGAAUAAUAAUCAGAAAAAGGAUGGAGGGGGGAUUUCAAAGGCUCGUUAUGUGGUUAAUAAAUUCUCUUUCUCACUAAAAAAAGCUUCUAUAUAUAUUUUUUAUAAACUCAAAAUGAGAACCAGCUUCUUUCGCUUCGUCCGACACAAACAGAAAAAGAUCUGUUGUCCUAAAUCAUGUGCAAACAUACCCCGAGUUUGUGUAGAAAAAGAAUUACACAUUUUAUGGGCCGUGAUAUUAUCUCCCCAAAGCAGCCCUAUAAGGGUAUAUGCGAAACGGUGGAGAGGGAGACAUCUGCUUUGGGACACAGCCAAGGACACACUCUUUUUCUCUGUCUCUCUCUCUCUCUCUCUCUCUCUCUCUCUCUCACACACACACACACACACACACACACAUACACACACACACACAGGGAAUGUUCUUAUUUUACACUACCACCUGAAUUAUAGAUACCAUAGCCAAGUAUAACAGUGCUGUGUACAAGUCUCACUUAGGUACUGUUGCGCAUGUAUAUGGAGGAUUUGGCAUCACGUCGCACAACACAGGGGCUACACACACUUUCUAGAAAUAACUCAUAGCCUGCGGACACAAACAAGUACACACACACACACACACACACACACAUACACACACAUCCUAAACAGAAAGUGACAAAUUCCCCAGCGUGCCGUCAUCACACUGGCGGUGUGAUAAUUGUCAGAACCAAUCAUGUUUGUUGUGUUGGAUCCACAGCAGCCGCUUCCAUACUGUCCAUACAGCAACUUCACAUCUGCCAUCAUUUCCCCCAUUUGUGCGUGUGUGUGCAUGUGUGUAAUUUGACGUGGUGUCAGUCCAGCAGAGGCUUCUGGGAUGUGUAUAAACCAAGCAUCACCAGACCACCAGACUUUGCUUAUACCUCAUAAUGAGGCCCAGCCAAAGAAACGCUGGGAUAACACACCAGAAUCAGCAGCUAACUGAGUGGCAAAAUAGGAAUUUGAGAUCACGUUUUGUCUACCAUCAUUGUUAGUGGUGUACAUAAUAAUGAAUCAGACAUGAUUUUGAAUCCUUUUGAGAUUAUGAAAUAUGUUGAGUAUGAGAUUGUGAAUAAGUGUCCUGGGAUGAGCAUUAGACAGUAUUUAUGAUUACAGCAGCACUUCUUAGGUACAAAUAUGCAGUAUCCAGAUGAGAUUAUCCACUGAAGAUCACCACUGUUUUAUUACUUAAAGGGACUUAAAGGGUCAUUUGCAUCGACAAGGUACGCCAGGUUUUGGCCAACUUUUUGAUGUUGUUGCAUCCAAGCUGUGAAACUUAAUAUGGAUUUAAAGAAAAGAAAUAUAUUUUUAUUUUUAAGAUCCAUAUCAAGGUCGACUCUUAUCGGUGACUUUUUUACUGGCCAGUUUCAAUCAGGCCACACUGCUCCAGUAAUCAGUAGAUAAGCAUCUCCCUUCUGCAAACACCUUGCAUUGCAAAUUGAGUAUCUACACUUAGCAAUUAGAGAUUUCCACUCCAAUUCCACUCCAACGAUAAACAGUUAGCUAUGCUGACUGGAUCUACUGCAAGAAAGCACACAACACUGAUGUUCUGAGUUUUCACUUCAUUUCAUCUUCAGUAAGUGUUUUAUCCUGGUUUGGGUCACGAUGGAUCUGCAGCCUAUCCUGGGAAUACCUGGUAUGAGGCAGGUAUAUGGCCUGGAUGGGACACUAGUCCAUUGCAGGGCUCCAUACACACACACACACACACACACACACACAUUUAUUGGUAAACGGGAGGAAACUGAAGAACCUGGAGAAGCACUGAGUGUUUGUGAAGGACCCAGUGUUUAGCAUGUAAUCCACAGUUUUUGUGUGUGUGUGUGUUUGUUUGGAAAUUAGCCUAAUUAGAUCUCACUGUGGCCAUGUGCUGUGAAUUUUAUCUCUCGUGUUGGUGUUGAUAUUUUGAAAAGCUUAUGUAAGAAGAAUUUUAGCAUGGAGCCAGAAUGUCCUAUUUGUCUCGUCUAAUAUGGUGAAAUGCAUUAUAGACGUACACACAGCUCUAUAAUAACAUCGCUCAUCACUGUAAAACUGAGCUUUUUGCUUUUGCAACUCGUCCCCUCUAGCUGUAGCGACACAAGGGAUUCGGGUUUAGUGCAGAAAUGAAUGCAAAUGCCUCACUCUUGUGUGGACUUCAAACGAGUUGACUCAGUGUGUUGGCACCGCAUUAGCUUCACGUAGUGCCACUAGGUGCGGAUGCUCCUUGGGGGACGGCUCCGCAGGUUGCUGCCUCUAAUUACAUCCCGUGUCAUAUCGAGUCCCGGCUGUAAUCAAGCUUGUAUUGUCAGUCGGAGCAGCAGGGCGUUCAUCCCUGGCGUCCUCUCACUCAUGCUUUCUGGUUCUUCAGAUGUAAGAACAAGCCCAAGAUUACAUUCAGCUCGUGGAGACGACAGCAGAGAAACAGUGAGAACUCAGCAGUAAUCAGGUUGCGAGAUUAGGUCUGAUUCAUGCAUGUGUCUUUCUAGGCUCAAUUUAUUUUCUUGGGUGUUCAAAAGCAUAAUAGAUUAGAUAGCAGGAAGACUCAUGUGCCAGUACUGCAGAUGUUAUCAGGAGGACUUGUGAAGCGUCACAUGUCUGACUGAUUUACAACUGGUAGGCCAAAAAAACCUCUUUAUUUAGCAAGUAAAACAGUCAAUUUUCCCUCCCAAAAUGUGACUAAUGAACCGAGCAGUCAGUGGAUUACAUCAAAGCGUCUUUAUAAAAGGUUCUCCUUCAGCUGGCCUCCCUCCAGAACAACAUUAAAGUGAGCCAAACUCAGAAGUGCAGGAAAGGGAAAUUAAUUGUACGACAGAAAGACUCAACAUCACUCACUGCUAUUAUGUGGCUCGUUGAAGCCCAGGCUCAUAGGAUACAUUGUUUCGUGUGUGUCUGUGUGUGUUUUGGCUCAGAGGAGCGCUCGUAUCGCCUUGACGUCGAUAAGGACAAUUAGGACAUAUCAGAGGAAAAGGAGCGAUAGCACAUGUAAUCUGUAGCUUAUCGUGACUUGUUGUCAGCCAACUGCAUCUCCUUCAUCGCAGCACUCUUCUGUUUCCUCUUAGUAAACAGAUCUUUAUGUAGCUCAAUAAACGAGCAAGAGUAGUUUGGUCUCGGCAAACCAAUGCCCUGUGAUUCACCACCUACACAGAAUGUCCUGGGUGGCCAAUUCCUGGUGUUUUAUCCCCCCAAACACUUAUCCCUCAUUAAACUUUUUUCCCCUUGUUGUGGCUGGAGGCUCGAUAGCUCCUCCAGCAGACUCACGCCGAGACAGAGGAAUCUCUUUAUUUGAGCUCACGUUGCAGUUGCGGUUCCGCUGUCAGCUUGCAUUUUGUCUCGCCCCGCCUGCUGAUGAACACUAUUAAAGCGCCACUAUUAUUCCCCCAACUGGCCUCUUAAAUCUUUGCCAUCUGAUCAAGCCAUUACACACUGCGCUAUUCAGCCUUGGUUCUUCAAGAGUCCCAGUCUGUGCCCUUUUUUUUUUCUUCACAGAUUUCAGUUCUUCCAGUCAUAUUCCUCAUCUCUUAAUUAGCCAAAUACAUUUGGAGAACAGAUGAGAAAUGUGGCUUUUUAUAGAGGACGGGAUUAAAUACCAGUCAGAAGUGUCCAUCAGGUUCAUGGAUGGAGCUGUAUAUUCACAUUACUGAUCGGCAUUAUGGAGAAUUUGGUCUCAUACUAAAACAAUCUCAUCUUGUAUUCUCCUGAAAACAGGGAGCUUUUUCAGGAUUCUUUAUCACGCGUCUUCUGUGCUAUCGCUUCCUGAGUUUGAGUAAACACAUCAGCCAGGACUAUUUACUCUCUGCGCCUUAACAGUGCGCACCGGAUUACUGUGUUUAUACAAACACACACACAGCAAAGGGGUGAUUAAUACCACAGAUGGUGUCUCAUACAAACACAUUUUCAUAUACAUAAUUUUCUCACACUACACGCACUUAUCUCCAGUUCCAUAUUCACACACAUUUACCAUAAGCAGUACGUUUUUCUCUAAUAGUUCAAAUUUGCUGCACUAUAAUAAACACCAUGGGCCGUUUAAUGAUGGCUAUUAUCAGUGGCCAUGUGGUAAAUGUCAAAUAAAUAUCACCAUGGCCGUGUGUGUGUGUCCCUCGUUUUGGACAAGAGGUCUGUCCCCUUACACAGAAUGAGGUCUACACAGGAUGUUUGCUUCACUCCCUGGUCACUCCUCAUCACAUUCAACCUCUGUAGGAAAACACACAGUAUUGCUCCCUUUGCCGCUUUUAGGUUCAGAAUUAACUCGCCCACUUGGAAGGUCUUCAGGAAGCUGCUUUGUUAUUUCCCUCUCUUCUAUACCUAUGAAUAAACCUGAGCAUUUCACAGAAGUGCUAAUGAUUUCUGUUUCAUUGUCGCCUCCCUGUGCCAUAUGUGGGCUUCAAUAGCACGCCAGCCAACACCAAACAGCUUUGUGAAUAACACAUUGUGUAUGACUUUCAGAAAUGCGCAACAACACCAGGGUGUUUUCAUAGUGCCUCAAACUGAACAUGUCUCCAUGUGUUAGUAAGAGUCUGGCUUUGGAAAAAUGUAUUCCUGUUUUUAGUGCUGUCAGGAGAGACGUACAGUGACCCUUUUUUUCCUGGACUGGCUGUAAUGUUUAGCAGCAGUUUUUGCCUUUUUUUUUCUUUUCUUUGUGUUUUUGCGUGUUUCUUUUUUUUUCCAGAGAGAAAAAAAAACAGAGGUCGAUGAGGGACUGUCUAUAGAUGUUAUGAUGUUGAUUUGUGGCCAUUUCGUAAGAUAAAAUGGAUGUAAACUAUAAAGGGAAUAAAAAGUAUGUGUCAUUCUUUACUACUUGUUUCAAAUUGCUGUGGUAUAAGAGGAAUAAAACAUUUUGGGACUUGCUGUCGUUGAUUAUUUUCCUGUAACAGCACGCCCUGCCAUGUUUUAGCCCUUACAUAAUGCCUAUUUUAUAUGAAAACAUUAAAAAAAAACUAUCUGUGUACGUAAUAUACUGUAACACAGUUUUCCCCAGUACAACAAAGUAGCCUUACUUACGCAAACUUCAUCAACUAAACAAUAUAAUUGUUGUCUAAUACGUACAUCUAUGUAUUGCGUAAGUAUUCACGCACCUUGAAUUUCUCCAUAUUUUGUAAUAUUACCACCUGGAAUUAAAAUGAAUUUAAAUUAAAUAAUAUGUCAUGAAUCUAAACAAAAUGUGGAAAAGUUUGAGGGGGUGAAUACUUAUGCAAGGCACUGUAUAUAGGCAGACACGUUAUAAAACAUUCAUUUGCGUCUGUCAGUCACAAGCUGAUCAAGGUGGACACAAAGACAGUAUUCUCUGGAAGGACAUUAUUAAACUCAAGUGAAUUUAUCCUUACUUCUUCAUGCCUAGAUGGACUGUCGUUAUGGAAGCACUUUAAUGAGGACACGUGUGGUCUCUGUGCUCCUCGCUGCUUCUCCAUAGAGACUGGAGGAGGUGUGAAAGCGAGCAGGUGGUAAUGGACCCUCAGCUGGAGAAAGUGCUGGCCCUGGACGCCUGUAACAUUCAUAAUGCACAAGGCCCAGAUCAUGAGUCACGUCUCCAGUGGUACAGCUACAGGGGACAGAACUCAGGUCAGGUGACCUCAUCUCCUCUGAGCUCUCCCACGUCCCACCGGCCCAUGCACCCUCCCCUGCUGAGUCCGACCUCCAUCGGAGCCUCAGGAUCUCUGCACUCACCCAUCAGCACACUUAGCUCGCCAAUGAACGGCCUCGGCUCUCCCUUCUCCGUCAUCAGCUCGCCCAUGGGCCCGCACUCCAUGGCAUCUCCCGGCAUGGCCUAUGGCCCCAGUGUAAGCCCACAGUUAAACUCGCCGAUGAACUCCGUCAGCAGCUCAGAGGACAUCAAGCCUCCGGUGGGCAUUAACGGCAUGAUGAAGGUGCCAGCGCAGUCCUCGGGGACCCCUCUGUCUCUCACCAAACACAUCUGUGCUAUCUGCGGAGAUCGCUCCUCUGGUAAACACUACGGCGUCUACAGCUGUGAGGGCUGCAAGGGGUUCUUUAAGAGAACCGUACGGAAGGACCUGACCUACACCUGCAGAGACAACAAGGACUGUGUGAUCGACAAGCGCCAGCGAAACCGCUGCCAAUACUGCCGCUAUCAGAAAUGCCUGGCCAUGGGCAUGAAGAGAGAAGUUUUUUUGCAUACAGCCGUUCAGGAGGAACGUCAGCGAGCUAAGGAUCGAAAUGAGAAUGAGGUGGAGUCGAGCAGCAGCGCCAAUGAGGACAUGCCCGUGGAGAAGAUCCUAGAGGCCGAACUCGCUGUCGAGCCCAAGACAGAGACGUACAUCGAGACCAACCUGGGCGUGCCGUCCAAUUCGCCCAAUGAUCCAGUCACUAAUAUCUGCCAGGCGGCAGACAAACAGCUCUUCACCCUGGUGGAAUGGGCCAAGAGGAUCCCACACUUCUCUGAACUGCCUCUGGAUGAUCAGGUCAUCCUGCUACGAGCAGGCUGGAAUGAGCUGCUCAUUGCUUCGUUCUCGCAUCGUUCCAUAGCUGUAAAGGAUGGCAUUCUGCUGGCCACAGGGCUCCACGUGCACAGGAACAGCGCCCACAGUGCCGGAGUGGGAGCCAUAUUCGACAGAGUGCUCACAGAGUUGGUGUCAAAGAUGAGGGACAUGCAGAUGGAUAAAACAGAGCUGGGCUGCCUACGAGCCAUAGUGCUGUUUAACCCAGACUCUAAAGGCCUGUCAAACCCCAGCGAGGUGGAGGCUCUGAGGGAGAAAGUUUAUGCCUCUCUGGAGGCAUACUGCAAGCAGAAGUACCCUGAUCAACCCGGGAGGUUUGCAAAGCUGUUGCUGCGGCUGCCUGCGCUGCGUUCCAUCGGCCUUAAGUGUCUAGAACACUUGUUCUUUUUCAAGCUCAUCGGGGACACGCCCAUCGACACCUUCCUAAUGGAGAUGCUGGAGGCACCCCAUCAAAUGACGUAAAGAUAUCACACCCUCCUGUUGCCCUGGGAGACCGGGGGAAGCUAGCCCCUCCUCCUCAAUGAGACUGAUCAUGUGACGUUAUACGCUGGAGAGGGGCUCAGCUAGUCGUUCCCUCCAAUCAGUGUCUCAUAACGCACCCAUAGGGUCUCUUUUUUUAUACCUUGUAUAAAGAUAUAAAUAAACUGUUAAUAAUUUGAGGGGGACUCAAAGGCAACAAACAAUACAGGACAUGACGACUGAACCAUAAAUCACCAUAAAUGUAUGGUUAAAUGUAAAAAGAAAAAAGAAAGGAAAACACAACAUGAGAUUCUUGAGACAGAAGGAUUGCUGGAAGUGUCAGGGGACCGAGUGGCAGGCCUGGUGUUGAGAAUGACGGGAUUGAAGCUGUGGAGACGAUCUGGUUCUUGACUAAACGAGAAGAAAAAUGAAGACUGAGCUCCACACCAGGGCUUCAACAGCCUCAGAAAUAUCCAGCUACAGGCGACUGGGGAUAUGUGCACUCAGAGAUGGAUUGGACAUUGAAGUAAUCAUGAUGACGACGAUAACUAUGAGCUUUCAGAUCAGGAGAACCGAGCACUCUGCCACGACUGUUUGAAAAAUGGGAAACAUUUAUGGCUUCGAGUGAAAUCUCUUUGAUUAUUGAAUGCUUGGGUGUUACUGACUCUGUGUUCUUCAGCAUACUGGUAUGAACGAUACCGUCCCACUGUUUCAACCGUAUCUUGUGAGGGGACAGGAAGCGAAAACUUGUUCGUUGUAGUGACUCCCAGCUCUCGUAGACUUUUCACUGUGUCUCAGUUUCCUUCCGGACGUACGCAGAUAUUUUUGAACACGUAGUUUCUUCUCUGUGUUUUGGCCUCCUGUCCACACAAAAACACGUUUUGGGUCAAGAUGAAGUAAUUAAAAGUAAGAAAAACAUUUCACUGUUUUCAUGUGGAUGUGAAAAAAGUAUGUUUUUGAAAACGCUUACGUCAUAGCAUGAGCCUGUGCAGUGAGCACAUGUUGCUGACCAGGUUGUUACUUCAUGGUAUAUAAUUUCUAAUAUGAUGACGUGAUGCCGCAAUUAAAUUUCAUAUUAUUCACAUUUCACCUUCUCUACUUCUAAAUACAGAUACUACUCUUAAUGUUAUUCUUGAGACAUUUGACAUAACAGUUUAUGACAUACUGUCCCCACCUACUGGGCUUGUGUGCUCAUGUGAGCGUUUUCAAAUUUUCAUGUGGACAGAGAUCAUUUCAAAAACUCUGUUGUGGUUGGAGAUAUAUUUUCGAAAACACUGAUCAUGUGAACGGUGAUAUUUUCGAAAACAUUGUGUGGACGGAGAUAUUUUCAAAAACACUGUUGGUGUGGAUGAAGAUAUUUUCAAAAAUACCGUUAAUGUGAAUAGAGAUAUUUUUGAAAACUCUGUGUGAACAGAGAUAUUUUCGAAAACACUUUGUGUGAACGGAGAUAUUUUCGAAAACACGGUUCAUUUGGACAGACAUAUUUUCUAAAAAUUGUUUGUGUGGACAGAUUUUUUUUAAACAGAGGGGUAAAACUACGUUUUCAAAGCGAUCUGUAUAUGUGUGGACGGGGCCUCAGAGAAGUCCAGAUCGUCACUAAAGCAGGUAGUUUGCGGUACACCAGUUCACUUCGCUCAUAGUCAAACCCAAGUUUGGGAUGAUGCAUCACUUUUACACAGCGUUACUGCCACACUCAGUAUUCAUUUCUGUUUCACAACGUGCAAUUACCUCUUUCACUCCUCAGUCGUCGGUCCCUGAAACCCCCCUGUCCUCGACGAAACUCCUCGAACUCACAGUUUGCAGUUCACCUUAUGAGGACGUUCUUGUUUGUUAGCACUUAACCUCAUAUUCUGAGCCUUAGCUGGUUAGUUGGCUCUUGAGGGGGACAGGGGCCAAUGACCAUCCACAACCUGCACUUCUCUGGGCAAACAAAGUGUUUUUUUUUUUUUUUUGGUCUCUUUUUGAGUGUGAAAUUUCCUGAGCUAUGUAAUGUUCCUAUAUUCUCCAUCUUUUUUCUUUUUUUCCCCAACGCUGCUGCUGCUUAACUAUGCAUCUUAGCAUUCUUUCCAAAGACUGCCCAUGGUGAGGUCGCUAUUUUUUUUCUUUACAAAGUCUAUAGAGCACACCAAACCAACCCUGAGCCUCAGUCUGAGUUUUAUUUUGACCUUAUGAGUAAGUAGCAGGACCAGGGUUUGGUGCCCCGGUGCUAAAGUGUAUGCAUACAGAGUUCUGAGGCAAGCGUUUAUUUGCAGUAAGGAAAUGAGAGAGCUGUGACUUCCCCCUAGUGGAUGAGUUGUAACACUGCAGAAUUACUUGAAGGAUUUAAUUGGGAAAAAAACAUGGCACUUUUUCAAUGUAUUAUAUCUUUCCUUCAGUUGGACAUAGGAUUGGAGAUGGUCAGAACAUGAUUUCUUGAUCAGUUAAUAUAAUUAACUGAGAUUUAUUAUCAGAAAAAUGAUAAUCUUUUGAAUGUGGUUGAAGCUGACAGCUGGGGAACUGUUAUUCUUGUUAUAUUUUAAUAGCCAGCAAUGAUAAGAGUCUUGAACACAUGAAGCAUGGAAUGGUGGAUUGGAUUUUUGGUGGAAAAGUGUUAAGUUGCAAAAAAAAAUAUCCACAGAAAGACAUUAUUAAUGACCUAUAUUUACUCUUUUAGUUUUUGCACUGGAGCUACGAGGCUAAUCUAGCUAACAAGUAAUGGAACCCAAAAUCUUUUCCUCAAAUGAUAUUCAGUUAUUCAGACAUUUACUGAUGUGGUUAGGACACCGUUUGACUUACUGUAGUUUACCAAAAAUUAAUUAAUUAAUUAGUUAAAAAAUAAAAUAAAAUAAAAAAUAUAUAUAGUGUGUAGCUGAACAGUGCAACACUGGAGGCAGCCAUUUUGGAAAACUAGACAUCCUUUUUUAAUUUUGGUAUCUGACCCCUUUUUUAGCUGCAGCUAAAAAAAAAAAAAAGCCACCUGAAAAGUAUGAUUUUCUGCUUUUUAAUUUAUUAUUUUUUCUGAAAAUUUACAUGUCAGAAAACAUAAUUCACUGAAGGGGAAAGGACACGGGAACUUUCACCUGUGAAUUUGUUGAGGUCUGUAAAAAAAAAAUGAGGUGCUGCUGAUUAUUAAUUAAGUAGAAGUCACACCGAUAAUUUGUAUAUGCUAGUGUUUUGUGGUAAAAAGCAUUUUUCUCUCUGCCUGCUAAGAUUUUUUUGUUAGCAAUAUUGGUCCAUUUUUCACCUCACCCUUCCCUGACACCAGAACUGAUUGUUGACAAGCGUCCCAUCUGGUUCCAUUUUGACAAUCCAAAACUAAACUACAGUUGGAAAGGAACAAAGCCACAAAAGCCUUACAUUACUUAGCACCUGAAUAUAAUGUUUUACAUGAGAAAACAUCAGGUUACAGAAGAUACAUUUGUAAAGGACAUUCUUUAGCUGUUUAAAGUGUGUAUUUGAGGAUUUUGGCAUGUGCUUAUGGAAAUGAUUUUGUGUGAGAUAGAUUUCCAUUACUUGUAAGCAACAAUAGCUUUUUAGCUCCAGUGCAAAAAAAGAAACAAACUUCAGACACUAAAUGUGUCUUGCCUAAUCAAUUAUAUUUGAUGUGAGAAUUGUGUAAAAAAAAAAAAAUCCUUCAAUCAGGAACCAACCUAAACCAAAUUACUCCUUGAUGUAGGCUAACAAAUUGUCCAUAAUUCAGACACACAGAUAAAACUUAGAAGCACCUUCUCAUCUUACAUUUGGAAAAUUCACUUUUUUUGACGUGAUCAGGUCUUAAGGGAAGGAUUGUUACACCACAGGGAUCCUGAAGCCAUAUAGAGAUUUGUGAAAUCAGUAACAACAAAGACACGCUCUCCUGCAGCAAACACAAGUCCUCUGAACUAAAAGAUCGACAUCAUAAAUGCUUUAUAUAUACCAUAAAGCUAUAUUUUGUCUAUAUGUACAUGUGUAUAUAUUUAGAAAUAUAAAUAUAUAGAGAUAUAAAAUCCUUUCCUUAAAUGUUUCCGAUGUUUCAGUGUUAGCAAAGAGAGAGAGAGACAAGUGCUUCAGUAACACCUACUAAAUAACAGGCCUAAUUGCACUGUGUAAUAUUCGGAAAGGUUCUAUGAGUGUUUUAUAUUUGAAAAAAAGUUUGCUGAAGUACUAGCAGCUCUGAGCGCUAACACAUGAUCACGCACCAGCUCCUUCACUGUUUUACAAUCACAAUCAUCCUUAUGAGACCUCAAGAACUGCGACGCAAGCCAAAAAAUUCAAAUGAGACGCAAAGAAGAAGCCGUUUGCUCUGUCAGCUGUGUAUAUAUACAACGUGGCAAUCCUCGAAACGGGUUUUUCAGGUGCAUUUUUUAAAACCUGGGUCUUUUCAGCUAUCAAUUAGUGAUAAUCAGGAAAGUCUUUGAUUAUGAUUAUGACUGUGAUCCAAAUCGACUCCAUGAGUUCAGACUUAAGGGGAAAUAAAGGAAGAAGGUUAUGUAAUUGCCUAAUGAGGAUGAUCUUUGACCGUAACACAAUCACUUGUUUAGUUGCUACACAGAGAGACACCUAAAAAGAUCUAUUUUUGUACAAAUGUAAUUUUAUCUCUUGCUUACGUCUUCAUACCUCCCUUCAUACCUCCUUUCGUGGGUUGUUGUAUACAUUGUGUAAAUGUUGAUUUGAUAUGGGAAAGAGUGGAGAAACUCAGACCUCUUUAAAAGUCGGGGACGGGAAAGGAGAGGUCACCGGUGACACCUUUUGCAGCUUUUGCCUGUACUUUACUUUUUUUUUGUUUUGUUUUUUUUGUUUUUUUGUUUCCUUUUUCAUCUGUCACUGAGUGACAGAAUCCUCUGCCUAUUUUUGUCCGUUUUCAAGAUGUUAUUUGUGCUUUGUUCGUUGUUGUUCUUUCAUGAGAAUAGGAAAAAAAAAAAUUAAAGUUUAAAAAGAUCAGAAGUUUUGUUUGUCAAUUUAUUCCCUUACUGUAGUAUUUGUAUUGCAUGGGUUUGGAUGAAAUAUGAAGUAAUAGAUUUUUAUUUAGAUUUUAAAAACCCAUUAUAAAUAGAUUUUAAUAUACACUGUAUAUUCAUUACAAUAGAAAUGUAUACAAUUUUUAUGGAAAUGAACACAAAACCUCUUCACAUGCCUGUGGAUUGUCUGGUAAGAAACUGCACAAAUGUGAUGCGACUAAAU